This is a messenger RNA of Paraglomus occultum, 1890 nucleotides long. The record is from the annotation of a GenBank genome assembly. Lineage: Eukaryota; Fungi; Glomeromycota; Glomeromycetes; Paraglomerales; Paraglomeraceae.
AUGGCUGAUAUAUUGCAAUUGUUCAAUGAACCUCUGCAUGGAGAUAUGAGCGAUUCUGAUUCGGAUAUUGAUUAUAGUUACGCGAAUCAUGACUUGGCGGCAGGAAAUUUGAAGGUUGACAAAGAAAAUGCCACGGAGAAUUCGAUCAGUCUGGACGGAGAUGACACUUUUACUUUUCGCGGCCAUGAUGACAGUAAGACCCCGUCAGCAGUACAGAAUAGCUCCCUCUUUUCGAUUUACACUGACACUACAACUCCUGUCCGUGGUUCGCCAAUAUCCUCACCGUCUCUCUUGUCAACCGACUUUUCAGACACAUUCGACUCAACCCUAGAUCGGAACCAGUAUUUUGACCGAAGGGGCGUCAUAAAAACAGCAGGAUUUUGUCCUUUGACACCGAUUUCAGAGCGUGGAUCUGAAGAAGGGACGGUUGUAAAAUUGUCUUUAUCUGAAACUCCUCAAUCUCCUCCUCUCUCACUCAUACCUCUACUCCCGCACGCGAAUUUGCUUCAUUCACAUGAUCAACCGCUUUUGACUCGUUCACCUUCACAACGAAUUACUAUUAUUACACCUCUUUUGCUUGACUCGUUAUUGACAAGUAUUUCUCCCCCGAUUGAGACAUAUCCUGGAGUUUAUUUAUCGGAUAAAGUUUGUGGGAAAGCAUGGAUAUUUGAACGGAUUGGAAAGCGCGAUGGUAAAAGUAGAAGCAAGGAAAUCGAAAAUAGCAUUCAAUGUGGAGAACUUAACGAUGCUGAUAAUGUAACAUUAUUCGAUGAUCAAUAUCGAGUUGUGAGGAAGCUUGGUGAAGGUGGAUAUGCUCGAGUUUAUCAAGUGGUUUCUGUGACAAGUCAAAAAACGCCAAACGAACAAACUUACGCUUUAAAGCUCUCAAUACCUUCGACGAAAUGGGAAUUCUAUGUAAUUCAGCAACUUCACAUGCGUCUUUGUCUCCAUUUUCCCUAUUCUCCAUAUCUGGCUUCAUCUUUGAUCUCAUCCCCCAAAACUUACAUAUUUCGUGAUGAGUCUUACCUUUUACUUACAUAUCGUCCUUAUGGGACUCUUCUUGAUCUAGUUAAUGUGUAUACACGCGAAAAUUCUGUUCUUGAUGAACUUCUCACACUCUUCUUCACUUCUUCACUUCUCUCUCUUCUGACCACAAUACAUUCUGUUUCUAUACUUCACAAUGAUAUAAAGCCUGACAACAUUCUUCUUCGUCUUGCACCUAAUACUCCAUUGUCAUCUGACUAUUGUCCGAACCAAAACGGAUGGGAGGAAAGGGGUUUGAUUAUGAUCGAUUUUGGAAGCGCUGUAGAUUUGAAGUUGUUUAACAGAGAGGAAAAGUUUGAGAUGGAAUGGAUGGCUGAUGAGGGUGACUGUACUGAGAUGAGAGAAGGACGUGGUUGUAAAUGGGAACAAGAUUACUGGAGAGUUGCAGGUGUGAUAUAUGUUAUGUUAUUUGGAGCAUAUAUGAAGGUUACUUGUGAGGAGACACAAGGGAGUAAAAAGGGCGGUUAUGGAUGUAAGAAUGCAAGCAGAAAUGAUUGUGAGGACUGCGAGGAUAGCAUCAAACUUGGGGUUUCCAAUAUAGAUUUUAACAACACGGAGGUUGUUGACAAGUCUAUUAUACCUGCACUUUCUGAUUCCAUUUUAACUAAACAUUAUAAGCCAGCUCAGCCCUUUAAACGCUACUGGCAGACCAAUAUUUGGUCACAACUUUUUGAUAUUCUGCUAAAUCCUUUUUUAUAUUCUCAAGAUUGUAAUACUUCAUUGACAUCAGAAUUGAUUGAAUUACGAGAUGAGAUUGAUAAUUACUUGAAAGCAAACUGUGAAAAAAAUGGGAAGAGUCUGAAGGGAUUAUUGAGAAAGUUGGAAUUAGAGUUUGAGAGUAGGUGA